CUCUUUAACCGGGUGACCUAAGAUACCCAUUGUCUUUCUAUUCGUCUGUGCAGGCACUUUUAAUAUUGCGUCCUUAUUUACAAUCAUCGUGAACUAUAGCCACCUUCAGCAGGCUCUGAAUAGCAAGGGCAUCUAAUUUGGCACCUUGCCUACACCACAUUCAUCAUGUCGUCUUACACCUCAUCUCUCACAGGCCGUGAGCGGUCAAGAUGGCCGCCUCUCACGCGAAUGCUCAUGUCUGGCGAGAUGUCAGAAGAGAAGGGUCGCGCGCUGACCCGCAAAGAAAGAUUUGACGUGUGGAUGGUCAACGAAGGAUACCGACGACUUUUUGUCUUCACAUUUGCGAUCUUGCACGUUAUGGUCUUUGUGUUCGGUAUGAUGAACUACGGACUGAAGGAUAAUUCAAUAGGCACACGUGCGAAGUUUGGCAUAACUUUUCCUAUUGCUCGUUCGGCAGCCUUGACACUACACGUCGAUGUAGCCUUCAUUCUCUUCCCCGUGUGCAGGAACCUGAUCUCGAUGGCUCGUCGCACACCACUGAACGACAUCAUUCCCUUCGAUAAGAACAUCACAUUCCACAAACUCGUCGCAUGGGCCAUUGUGUUUUUCUCUUGGGUCCACACCAUUGCUCACUGGAACAACCUCGCCAAAUUUGCCGCAGUCAACGAACUUGGCUUCAUGGGCUUCAUUCUCGCCAACCUAGCCACAGGACCUGGCUGGAGUGGUUAUGUCAUGUUGUUCUCCCUGAUGGCCAUCGCUCUUACCGCAGCUGAGAAGCCGCGCCGCGCGAACUUUGAGCGCUUCUGGUACACGCACCACAUGUUCAUUGUCUUCUUCGUUUUCUGGUCUAUUCACGGCGCAUUCUGCAUGAUUCAGCCUGACUUUGCGCCCUUCUGCGAUGGAAUCGGUGUUUUCUGGGAGUACUGGAUGUACGGUGGAUUUGCCUACCUUGCCGAGCGAAUUGCCCGCGAGGUGCGAGGACGUCACAAGACCUACGUAUCCAAGGUCAUCCACCACCCCAGCAACGUCUGCGAAAUCCAGAUUAAGAAAGAACACACUACGACCCGUGCUGGCCAGUACAUCUUCCUGUGCUGCCCCGAAGUCUCGAUUUGGCAAUACCACCCUUUCACCCUUACCUCGGCGCCUGAGGAGGACUACAUUUCUGUCCACGUCCGUAUGGUUGGUGAUUUCACCAGAAAACUCGGCAAGGCGCUUGGUUGCAACCUUGACAAGAAGGCCGGUGGUGAGAAAGACCAGGACUCCGAGGAAGUUGCUAUGCGCCAGAUCCUGCCUCGUGUGUACAUUGACGGUCCAUUUGGCUCCGCAUCCGAAGACGUGUUCAAAUUUGAGGUUGCUGUCUUGGUCGGUGCCGGUAUCGGUGUCACACCAUUCGCAUCCAUCUUGAAGAGCAUCUGGUAUCGUAUGAACUAUCCCCAAAGCCGUACGAGACUGAGGAAGGUGUACUUCUUCUGGGUUUGCCGUGACUUCGGGUCAUUCGAGUGGUUCCGCUCCCUUCUUCUUGCUAUUGAAGCGCAGGAUCUCGACGAUCACAUUGAGAUCCAUACUUACCUCACUGCCAAGAUCAAGGCCGACGACGCAACGAACAUCAUGAUCAAUGACGCCAACGCCGAGCAAGACGCCAUCACUGGCCUGCGCGCACCAACAAACUUCGGUCGCCCCAAUUGGGACAUGAUCUUCAAGUCUAUCCGCAAAAUCCACUCGCCCGCUGAGGCAGGUGUAUUCUUCUGUGGCCCCAAGGGAUUGGGAAGCACGCUGCACGUAAAAUGUAACAAGUGGAGUGAGCCAGGGUUCAGUUUCGUUUGGGGUAAGGAGAACUUCUAGAGGCAGCGCAAGAAGAGACUUAUAUCCGAUUAUCAUACAUCGCAGAUACAAGAUUGGGGGACUAUUCAGCAUUCAUCGAUGAGAAAAAUGGUGGAUGAUAUUACGCAUGUUGCAAGCUAUUACAAUUGUACAUAAUUGGCGGUGGUGUUGCUUCUCAGCCAGGUCCGCGCGCAGGACACUCGGACUUUCACG
Messenger RNA from Boeremia exigua, 2034 nucleotides. RefSeq names its product NADPH oxidase 5. Gene Ontology annotation, molecular function: superoxide-generating NAD(P)H oxidase activity. NCBI's taxonomy places the organism in Eukaryota, Fungi, Ascomycota, Dothideomycetes, Pleosporales, Didymellaceae. Gene Ontology annotation, cellular component: NADPH oxidase complex; plasma membrane. The transcript has 4 exons. The record is from RefSeq and is a predicted model, not a curated record. The coding region runs from base 166 to 1842 and encodes 558 amino acids. Gene Ontology annotation, biological process: defense response; superoxide anion generation.